AGAACAAAAAUUGCGUAUCUUACAAUCUCCCUUCCUUCCUUCCUUCCUUGGUUUAGGCGAGAAAAAAAAAAUGUCUCAAGCAGCGGAGGAAGACAAGAAGCCCGGCGGCGAUCAAGUUCACAUCAAUCUCAAAGUCAAAAGCCAGGAUGGGAAUGAAGUCUUCUUUAGGAUCAAAAGAAGCACCCAGCUAAAGAAACUCAUGAAUGCAUAUUGUGACCGGCAGUCCGUGGAUUUUAAUUCAAUUGCAUUCUUGUUUGAUGGUCGUCGGCUUCGAGGAGAGCAGACUCCAGAUGAGCUGGAGAUGGAGGACGGCGAUGAAAUUGAUGCAAUGUUGCAUCAAACUGGAGGCUCAACUGUUUGAGGGCAUCUCUUUUGUUUAUGGACAGAGACUGUGUUUCUAGGUGGUAGACUUUAAUGAAUAUAGCUUGUGCUACUUUAGGACCUGUAUAAGCAUAUAUAUGAACUUCGUGGUUUUGCCUGUGUUUGACCAGUUUGUAUGAACUUAGCUACUUAUUACUUUUACAAGAAGAUCUCCAGUUGCUUCUUGUCGUGAAAUUGAAGUGUUGAUUGUUCUACCUAUAA
This is a messenger RNA of Solanum dulcamara, 582 nucleotides long. RefSeq names its product small ubiquitin-related modifier 1. The coding region runs from base 71 to 361 and encodes 96 amino acids. The transcript is spliced from 3 exons. Gene Ontology annotation, cellular component: nucleus. Gene Ontology annotation, molecular function: ubiquitin-like protein ligase binding; protein tag activity. Gene Ontology annotation, biological process: protein sumoylation. Lineage: Eukaryota; Viridiplantae; Streptophyta; Magnoliopsida; Solanales; Solanaceae. The record is from RefSeq and is a predicted model, not a curated record.